This is a messenger RNA of Drosophila albomicans, 838 nucleotides long. RefSeq names its product glutathione S-transferase 1-like. The transcript has a single exon. Gene Ontology annotation, molecular function: glutathione transferase activity. The record is from RefSeq and is a predicted model, not a curated record. Gene Ontology annotation, biological process: glutathione metabolic process. Bases 65 to 724 code for a protein of 219 amino acids. Lineage: Eukaryota; Metazoa; Arthropoda; Insecta; Diptera; Drosophilidae.
CCCAUUUCAUUUGAAGUUUGAUCUAGUUCGCGGUCACACAUAUCUUCGUGAUAAAAAAAUAUAAAUGUCAAAGUUGGUGCUAUACGGCAUGGACAUUAGUCCUCCGGUUCACGCUUGUCUUUUGACACUGCGUGCUCUGGAAUUGGAAUUUGAAUACAUUGAAGUUAAUCUUGCCGCUGGAGAGCAGAAUAACGAGGAGUUUCUAAAGAAGAAUCCACAACACACUGUGCCUCUUCUUGAUGACGACGGGACCUUAAUUUGGGACUCCCAUGCCAUUUGCAGCUAUCUUGUGGACAAGUUUGGCCAAUCUGACGAACUCUAUCCCAAGGAUUUGGUUAAACGAGCGCAUGUGCAACAGCGUUUGUACUUUGACGCCAGCGUGCUCUUCAUGCCCUUGAAAAACAUUUGUGGUCCAUUCUUUUAUAAGAACGUGACCACAGUGCCACAAGAGAAGAUUGACAACAUCAGAGAUGGUUACAAUCAUUUGGAGACUUUUCUGGGAGAAAAUCUGUAUGUAACUGGUGAUGCCCUGACUAUCGCCGAUUUCUGCUGUGCGGCUACAGCCUCAUCUCUGCCGGCCUUCCUAGAAAUUAAUCCCGAGACGUAUCCGAAAAUUACCGCCUGGCUGGCUCGCCUUAGUGAACUGCCUUACUAUCAGGAGUCCAAUGCCAAUGGUGUCGACAAGUACAUUAGCAUCUUCAAGGACGCAUUGACUAUUGUGUGAUAGUAAAUUAACUGGCAUGCCUACUUUAAUUGACAUAUGUAUAAUUAUUUAACUACAAGUACAUUGUUUUAAUGGCAGUUAUAAUUAUUUUUAAAUAUACGUUUAUCGAUAACA